Molecule: messenger RNA, 4814 nt
Organism: Bombyx mori (domestic silkworm)
Lineage: Eukaryota; Metazoa; Arthropoda; Insecta; Lepidoptera; Bombycidae
Gene: gus
Product: protein gustavus
Exons: 5
Coding region: 598-1623 (341 amino acids)
Biological process (GO): proteasome-mediated ubiquitin-dependent protein catabolic process
Cellular component (GO): SCF ubiquitin ligase complex
Molecular function (GO): protein binding
Source: RefSeq, a predicted model, not a curated record
AGUCCAACACCAAACGACACACAGACCGAGCGCCUCGUCCUCGCAAAGCGACCGCGUCCGCUAUCACGCGAUCUAACAUCUAAGCAUUUUGUUUUUGAUCUAAAUAGAAAAUAUUUAUCGAAAUAAAUAAAUAUUAGAAACGACGUUCGAAUUGUACGAAAAAAGGAAUUUAUCGACCCAAGCUUUGCGCGCUAUUACAACCCUUAUUCACUUCAAGUCGCUCCCUCUAAUUAUUGACUCCCCUAAAGUUUUUUCGAAAAAUUCAUUCGGUAUCGAUUGUGCCCUUUCGUCGUGCUCAACUUUUAUUAUUAUUUCGCUCUGUGAACAGCAAAAUUUCCUGGUGCGUGAAGUAACGCGCUGACUUUUGGCUGAUUUUUUUUCCGAAUCCAUCGGUGCCUUCCUUGUUCACUUAUUUCCUAGUUUACUGAAAUUAAAGUGUCAAGUAAAGUCUAAAAGAAGACAUAAAAAUUAUGAGAGUGCUUUGACAACGACGCGAUACGAUUCCUCGCGUGUGGUGAAUGUGUGACUGGUUAUUUUGGACUGUGAGUGAAGGGACCUCGGCGAGGUGCAUGCUCGCGUGAGCAGCGUCGACAGCGGAUGUGCACGCCGCUGCCAUCCUGGUGGUUCGUGCCGGCUGGAAUGCCAGCUGCUCUUGACCUAACCAGGUACAAGAGCGGGGUGCGCUCAGUGAGGGGCGGAGGCGGCGCGGGCGCGGAGGAAGCGCGGCGCGGCGGCCUCAAAGCGCUGCCGAAGCGCGCCCGCACUCGCUGCCGGGGCAUGAACAUGGGCCAAAAGCUUUCCGGCGGUGUCAAGUCGGUGUCGCGCGAGUGCACGGCGCCGUUCAAGGCGGUGGUAGCACGCGAGCUGGCUCCCGAGCCGCCCAGACCUGCGCGCCUGGACGCGCUGCUCGACGCGCCGCCCGCGCAUCCAGAGUUACAGCUCAAGCAUGCAUGGAACCCAAACGACAGGUCAUUAAACAUAUUCGUUAAGGAAGAAGACGCACUGACAUUCCACCGGCACCCGGUCGCGCAGAGCACGGACUGCAUCCGCGGCCGCACGGGCUACACGCGCGGGCUGCACUGCUGGGAGGUGGUGUGGCCGGCACGACAGCGCGGCACGCACGCCGUCGUGGGCGUCGCCACGUCCCACGCGCCCCUGCACUCAGUCGGCUAUCAGAGUCUAGUCGGGGCCACCGAUCAGAGCUGGGGCUGGGAUUUGGGUAGAAAUAAGGUGUUCCAUAACGCGAAAGGCACGGGCGGCGGCGGCACGACGUACCCGGCGCUGCUGCGGCCCGACGAACAGUUCCUCGUGCCGGACCGCGUGCUCGUCGUGCUCGACAUGGACGAGGGCACGCUCGCCUUCUGCGCCGACGGACGCUACCUCGGCGUCGCGGCGCGCGGCCUGCGCGGCAAGACGCUCUACCCCAUCGUCUCCGCCGUCUGGGGGCACGCCGAGAUCACCAUGAAGUACAUCGGCGGGCUAGAUCCGGAGCCGCUGCCGCUGAUGGAGCUGUGCCGGCGCGUGAUCCGGCAGCGCGUGGGCCGGGGCCGGCUGCGCGCGGCGGCGUCCCGCCUGUCGCUCCCGCCCGCGCUCACGGCGUACCUGCUGUACCGCGCGCCCUAGCGCCCGCCGACCCGCACUCACUCCGCGUACACGAUUCCGAUUUGACUUAACUUUUAUUUUAACGUUAUCUGUGAUAAUUAUAUUUUAAUGACGAAUUGAAAUCGGUUAUUUCUGAAUUCGAUGCAUCCCGAUCGGCGCUCGUCUCGCUGCGUCGAUCCUCUUCCGUUUCUGUCCUCCUUCGUCGGUGUUCGUCAACUAGUUUCUGAGAUCCGUUCGAACGGAUCGGCGUCCGCUUCGCAUUCGAUCGAUUCGCCGAAACCAAGCAACGUUGCGGCGGCGGCGGCAAGAUCUCGGCGAACCUUCCAGAAACGAGCCCCCCCUUUGAUCUCCAAAAUACGAUCAGUGCUUUAAUCGACGUGUUUAGUCAGAGCGAGGAAACGUGUCUCAGAUUGAACAGGUGCAAGUUUUGUGACUCGAAAGACUAUUAUAUUUGUGACAAGCAAAUGUCGUUGUUUAUGUAACAAUAGCUUAAGCGUAUCGCUCGGACGCGGUCGCCCCCAGGCCAGUGUAUCGUUGGCAAUCUUACUACGCCGGUCGAUUUAGUGACUGGUUUUUUUUAUUAUUAUUUUAAUUUUUAUUUAGUACUUUAAAUUCCUAUUGUAAUGAUUAUGUGUGCGCGUGCGUGUGUCUGUAUGUAUAUACGUCUGCAAUACGCAUCGCAACUACGAAUGAGUGUGUCGAGUUCGGAAUCGUUUUAGCUGACACUUCCUAAACGUUUUGACUUACUUUUGGUCACAUCCAGCGAGUGCAUGUCUUCACGACGUCUUCUUUCGUGACUAAUUAGACUUAUUAGAUGUUAAAUGCAAAUUAUAAUGAAUUAAAGAUAAUAAUAAUAUUUUGAAGGCACUUGUAAGAGAUAUCGGCCAUUCGAUCCAGAUUAGCUGUAAAUGUAAUUACUUCCAUUUUAACUAAGCAUAUUUCAUACGUAGAUUGUAUGGCGGCGUGGAUAUACGAACGGCCUUUUUACCGUUUCUCAUACUCGCAGUACCUCUAUAAUUAACAAACUGUAAAAUAUAUGAUCAUGUGUUUGUGUUGUAUGUAAACGCAUAGAGCGUUUUUUUUUAUAUGUAUAUUAAUAACGCUGAGUUAUGUGCGAGUGCUAUAAUAACGAUGAUACUAUAAAACUGCCAAAAGAGAAUGACCGGACCUGUGUCUGUGCGUGUGCUUGUGUGCGUGACUGGGCACGUGUAAAGUCGACGUAUGUAAUUUGUUGUAAGUUUGAUAAAUAAAACACGCAAAGCUCAUUGAAGUAAAGUGAUGUUAUACUGUAAACCCUGCUAAUGGACCAAACUCGAGAUUUUCAGAACCCAAUCUUAUGUUACGUUUUAUGUUCGGAGUCUUAUGUAACAAAGCCACACUCGUCUUUAUCCCAAUGCUUCGGGGUUUGCUGUACAUAUUCACGGUUUAAUGAAUUAAAAAAAAAAAACAAUCUAUUUCUUACUCAUGAGCGAUGUAGUUAGUCUUUGUACAUAUUUAUAAUCGUUUUGCGGUGUUUUAUGACUUUAUUGUAAGUGAAAAUGCAUUUUAGUUCUAUAAGUUUUCUAGGCAAUGUUAAUGAAAAUCAUUUUAACGGACAACUGCGUUGGACAGUCGAAUCUCUUAGACAGAAAGACAAAAAAAUAAGACGAGAGAACGAAUGAAAAUGAAUUGUAAUUCAUAAAUAAAAUUAUAUACACAUAUUUUUAUUGUUUUUUUGAAUCAUUGUAACUUCUAGGAAUGCAAUUCUCGUACAAAAAUUAUUUAUAUUAUGGACGGACAUGUUGAGAAUCGUAUUGCAUUAAAAUCAAUUUUAUAAAUUUAAAUAGUCACAAAAUUAAACAUGUUUACGUAAAAUGAAUUGAUAAUUUAUUUUAAAAUUAAAAAACUUAUACAAAAUUUCAUCAUUAUCCUAAUUUAAUGUUAAGUACUGGAAAUACUGUUAUGACAAACUAUUAUGGCAUUAUUUUGUAAAAUUAUGAUCUUAAUCGCAGAGCGUGUGAUGUUCUAUAACUGUAUCAUCACUAAUUAUAAUAGUAUUUUCUUCAGGGAAAUCUUGCAGUAGCUCUAUUUGCGCGGUCAGCUCUUGCAGACCCCCAAUCAGUUCAUUCAAAGAAACCUGAAAUAAAUAUAAACAAAUGAGAAUUUUUAUUUACUUUUACAUUAGAUCAUAUUAAUUAUAGUUUUAAUGAAUUGACUAUGACUGUCCCCGUCGUAAUUUUGGCACAACAAUGACACAGUGGCUUAGUCUUACAUUUCAUCAUUUACAGUGUGUCACUUUUGUGAUGAGAAUACGAUAUAAUAUUUAAUAACGCGAAGCUUUUCUCUAGAAUCUGUUGUUACUGAUUUUUUAAAUAGAAAAAUCUCCAGCUUUUUAUAAAUAUUGUACUGAAUUUGGAGACUUAGCUCGAUACAUUACAAUUACAGUACAUUUCCCACACAAUCAAAAUAAGCAUACAGCGAAUGUAUUAAAAAUUAUGUACUAUGCAAUGAAUAUGAACACCACUAUUUGCUUGUGUGGAAAUCUGUAUGUAGAAUGUUUAUGAGGCAGUAACCAAUGUGGACUACUAGAGCAGCAAGUACUCAGUAAGGUACAAAAUCUUAUUGGUUGCUUCAGCUCUUUACGACACAUUGACGAAAACUGCUUUUGAUAGCUGUAAGUAAAGACAAUUUGCCUUAAACAUUACAGAAAACAACCAACUAAUAUAGAUACUGAUAGUUUAAUAACGUAAUAGUAUUAGUACUGUUACGGCAAUAGUAAAGAAUCACGCGUAUUCAGACGCACGAUUUUGUAAAUUAUAAUCUCAGAUCCGUACAUUUUGUAAACGUGGAUCGAAUGAGCUUUACUAAAACUCUUUGUUUUAUUAGAAUGAGAUAUAAGUAGAAUAAUUUGACGGAGAUCCAAACUACAUUAAGUUUGUUUUCAAAUAUAAGGGCUGAACACAGCAGCAUUUGUUUAAUUUCAAUAUACUUACUUUCGAUUCUUCAAAUUCUUUCAAAAAAUUGUCCAUAUUGGAAUCUUCACCUUCGAACUGGCCGGCCAGUACUUUCAAGUGGUCAGGUAAAAUUGAGGUAUCUAAACCUUCACUUGUAUUAUUUCGCAGUACUCUAAAAGGAAAACAAAAUAUAUGAAGUGAGAUCAAACAUUAUCCGUAUAUAGUAGAACAUAACGCCAAUUAUGUUUAAUAUUAGAUAAUUAAAAUGAUAAAGAACAA